UCCAGUCAACGUUGAUUUAUCAAAACAAAAGUCAUGGCCUACGUGUGACAAAGUGAGUGGAAUAAGUUUCAAGAUAAAGAUACAACACAAUUCAUGAAAUUCAUAUUCAUUGAAUGAACAUAGAGUGCUAACAAAGGAAUCAUGGUUUACGUAGGACAGGGAGGUCAAAUGUUGGACUCCAGGUCACCAUGGAGAUUAUCAGUCAUUCCAGAAUUAUUUUGGUCCAUAGUUAACUUCUUUGUUUUGUUUUUUAGAACUCUCAUAAAUCCAAGUCUUUCAAAGGAAGGAAGUACAUAUUCUAGAGACUACAGAUCUGGGGGUGGUGGCGGUCCACCAGCACCACCUAGAAGAAGGAUGGGAGGAUUCAGAGGAGGUGGAGGUGCACCAAGUCCUCCACCAAUGGGAGGUGGAUGAGGUCGGUAAAUGAUCCAGAUACUCUGAGGCCUCAGAAAGCCUUGUAUACUGGAUCCCUGUUCAGUGGUCUUUGAAGAAAUAAACAAGGAAUAAAGAUGCCAUUAUGCCAACAGAACUCUUAUUUAUGAAGCCAUUAUGCCAAAAUAGAUCUUUUUCAUGAACUUUGAAACAUACAUAUAUAAAGGGAGAAUAUUUGUUGCAUGUUAGCAAGAAUUUUUUAAAGUUUCAAUGUAUUUGUAAUAGAUAUCUCCAAAUUGAAUUAUUUAUGCAUGUAUAUAUUUCAGAAUUUACCAUUUUUUAAUUCUUAAAAAAACCUUAGGCAACAGUACCAAUAUAUCUCAAACCCUUUGUUGUUUUUGUAUUUUAACAUCUCUAAAUACUAAGUCUUUUUAGAAGGAUGUACAAGAGACAGACAUUUUUAUUCUCUAUGGCAUCAAUAAAUAAACAUGCACCGUGAGAAAAUACUGGUUAUGUGAACUUUGUAAAACGUUCUUCUGAAUUUGGUAUAAACAUUUAUAUAUAUUUAUUUUAUAAAUAACCAUGUAUUUCUAAUAAUAAAGGACAAUUUAUUACAUUUAUUUCACAAAGACCAGCACAUUACUACUUGAAUUGACUUUUGAAAAGUCGAAUGACAAGUUUUCUAUAAACUUCAUCAGAAGUAAGGAAACUUUGAGGUAUUCAGGUUUUAAUGUGUUUCUGUUAUAAUUUGCCAAACGUUGUGAUAUAUGUAUAUUGUUAUGUUGAAAUUUUUACAUAAAAUCUUUAUUCUACAAAAAAAAAGUCCAGAUAAUCUCAUAUUUUUAUCAUCACUCUAUACAGUGUAAUAAUUGUUUAGUUCAUUUUGUAUAUAUAUCUUCAUUUAAAUAUACAAUUUGUGUAGGUGCAUAUUUGAACUGCAUUGCCAAAUGAUCAUGUAGAGAUAAAAAAAGCUAGUCUAUCAAAUGUUUGCUUUCAAAAGGAUUACCUGAUUUGCCAUUUUGUCUUUACUAUGAGAAUUUUAGUCAGUAAAGCCUGUUUGACUGAUACAAAGUUUAUUUUCUCUGCAGAAGUUUGAGGUUUACAUGUUGCUAAAAUUAUCAUUAUUUAUUAAGUAAAGAUGCUUAUCUCUUAUGCAUAUUUAGUUAAUAUGUGCAAUAGUUAUCAGCAAUUUUGCAGGUUUAAUUUAUGAUACUGGUAUUUUCUGACAGUAUCAUUAUUCCUAUUGCUGUUUUAUUUCGGAGCUUGUAAAAUGUAUACAUCUUUUUGGUUGUAAUGAAAUUAAUUUCAAAAAACAGUUUUAGCAGUGCAUUCAUUAUUUUGUGUCUAAUAUACUAUUGCCAAGCAAACCACCCUUGAAAAUUUUUAUUUUUUAAAAGAAUAACUAAUUUUGUUAGAAGAUCCUGAAAAAAUGGAUGGCAUUAAAAUUAAAGCUCUACAGUCAUGUGACUGGUCAAAUAUGGAAAAUUGAUUGUUCUCAGUAUCAUGCAGUUUACAUAGGAUGUAGGAAAGUAUUUGUAUUUUUUCAAGUAUAAUAAAUCAGGUAGGCUGUUUGCUAAUCUCUAUUGUAUGUAUUAAUUAUCAAAAUUAAAAUCUGUCAUCUAGCCCAAUCUUUUGAUGUUUAUUGUCUCAUGUGCAUUUAAUCUAGUUUUUGUUGCUUGUAUAACAACCAUUAACUUUGUAAUAAUUUUGUGCAGACACCAUUUUCUUGUUUCUUCUUCCUUGUAUUUUAUCAUAUGUAAUAUUGAUAUUUAUGUAAUCUUUGUCAUGUGUUGAAAGUUCUGACAGUUAGGUAUUAUAAUUGAAAUGUAAUUUUUUGGGAUUAAGGUUUUGUAUCUAUGAUGGUUGUCUGUACACAAAGUGUCUCAUUCAUGUAUAUUUAAAUGUCUGGAAUUAAUUAGAAUCAGACUUAUGUGUAUUGCAAUCAUACCAUUAUCACCUGAUAUAUGUGGAAAAGAAUGUUUUAUAGCUGUAAAUAAAGGGAUUUUAUCAUG
Molecule: messenger RNA, 2384 nt
Organism: Mytilus californianus (California mussel)
Lineage: Eukaryota; Metazoa; Mollusca; Bivalvia; Mytilida; Mytilidae
Product: selenoprotein K-like
Exons: 6
Coding region: 142-414 (90 amino acids)
Biological process (GO): calcium ion transport; endoplasmic reticulum calcium ion homeostasis
Cellular component (GO): Golgi apparatus; endoplasmic reticulum membrane
Source: RefSeq, a predicted model, not a curated record